CGGACACCUCCCACCGUUACCACUCGGUUCUUCCGGAAUGGCGCGUCACUGGAGUAGUAUGCCUGUUAAGGGCUUCUUCGAUAUUAUCGUUCGAGGCCACGCCCUUCCGGACAGCAUGAAACAUCAUCUCAUGUUUGAGCCGGAAGUGGAUGCCCCGGCGAAUAAGUCUGAGCUAUGCUCGAACCUGUGCACGACGAUCGAGUCGGUUUUCCGGCUUGUUGCCGUCCUGAAAACGUUCGGCGACAAUCCGGAGGGCGCGGUGACACGAUAUCUCGAACACGUAACGCCUCAGCAAGACCUAGAGGAGGCUUAUGCGGCCUUGGAUGAUGGCUCGAAAGGUGAUAUGGCCCUUCGAGACACCUCGCGCUGGAAAGAACAAGGUGGUGACUCCCAAGACAUCAUCCCCCAUUGCGGGGUGUAUCCUACGCGUGGCCCGCUCUAUUCCGAAGACCUCUCCAACAUCGAGACCAUUGUCGAGACCACUAUCACAACCGAGGGUCGCCGCAAAUGGCUUCGCCGUGUUUCCUGCGCGAACAUCCUCAUCCCCAUCUUCCAACCCUCACAAGCAAUCCGCCUUAAGGGCUCUAUGACGCAGACCUCAAGCACCUCUGCCGACGACCUGACAAGCGUUCCAACCUCCGCGUCGCGGCCGUCUGUCGACUCCGCAUCCGCUCAAAUAACGGUGUUGUCUGCUCAUGCGCCGGUCGCUUCCAGUUCCCAAGCAAACGAUGUUUGCACGUCCGGUUUGAUGGAUGUCGCUCUACCCACGCCGCAAGAGGUCUUUGCUGAAGGCCAAAUCGACGAAUAUAUCGGCCAGGUCUUCGCUCGUCAACAACGCACCCAUCUCUUCUCCCUCUGCGUCUUCAAGAGCUAUGCUUGUUUGCUCUACUCCGAUCGCGUCGGGACGAUCGUCUCCAAGUGGUUUCCGUACGGGACGAGCAAUGACACGACACUCCAGGACUUCUUCUACAGGUUCACUUGGAUGACUCCGGAGGAGCAGGGUCUGGACCCUACUGCUCGCCGUGCCUCGCCCGAAGAAGCCAAGAAGAUGCUUGCCUGCGCAGAGUCCGCCUCGCUCGGAGUACAGAAGCAGGUUCACGACGCCAUCGGCUGGGAUGGGACGACGAGUUCCUUCCAGAAGGACAGCCAGUGGCCGCUCUGCGAGAUCACCAUCGCCGAGCGCACGUUCCUCGUUGGCCGACCGCUGUAUGUCGAUACCUCCCCCGUCGGUCGGUGCACCCGCACGUAUGUCGCACACGAUGUCCAGCAGGAUCGUCUUUGCGUCUUGAAGGACUCCUGGCGGCACGACAGCGCGACCUACCAUCCGGAACAUUUGACAUACAAGAGGCUACGCGAGAGUGACGUCCAGUUCGUUCUCUCUUGCGAGGUUGGUGGGGACGUUCGUACCGGGUCAGGGUCGGAUGCCGCUACCCAAGCCACUCAAGUGCAGUCGUUUCUCGACAGCAAACCGGCGAAACGCAUCCACUAUCGCAUCGUUCUGAAAGAAGUCUGCCUUCCGGUGACUGAGUUCGGCAAUUUUCGUGACCUCGCAUAUAUCAUGUGCACGGCUCUGCUAGCGCACCAGCAGGCAUGGGAGAAGGCAGGUGUUCUGCAUCGCGACAUCAGUGUGGGAAACAUCCUCAUUUACGAGGACUCCGCUGGUCAAUGCGCAGCUCUUCUCAGUGAUUGGGACCUUUGCAAGUAUAAGGACGAGCUGGCUACGGGAAAAGGUCCUCCGGAUCCCACCGGCACCUGGCAAUUUCGGUCCGCCCUAUCUUUGCGCUACCCAAUCAAGCCCUACGAUCUCCCCGAUGACAUCGAAUCGUUCAUCCACGUCCUCCACUACCUUGUCCUACGAUUCGCCAUCACCGAUCAAACAAUCCACCUCAGGGACUUUGUGAGAAUUACAUACGACGAGUGCACCCUACGCAAACUCGACGGUGCACACGUCGGCGGCGCCGCAAAGCUGAAGCACAUGAACGACAGGCUGUCUCCUAUCGUUCCGCUCGGCAACCCCACGCUCGGACGCCUCCUGGCAGACCUGGCCGGGCUAUGCAACGACCAUCGUCGCCAAAUCGCUCUCUCGACGUUCGAC
Molecule: messenger RNA, 2095 nt
Organism: Trametes versicolor FP-101664 SS1
Lineage: Eukaryota; Fungi; Basidiomycota; Agaricomycetes; Polyporales; Polyporaceae
Exons: 4
Biological process (GO): protein phosphorylation
Molecular function (GO): protein kinase activity
Source: RefSeq, a predicted model, not a curated record